This is a messenger RNA of Mya arenaria, 2703 nucleotides long. Its product is annotated as atrial natriuretic peptide receptor 1-like. Gene Ontology annotation, biological process: cGMP biosynthetic process; intracellular signal transduction; receptor guanylyl cyclase signaling pathway. NCBI's taxonomy places the organism in Eukaryota, Metazoa, Mollusca, Bivalvia, Myida, Myidae. Gene Ontology annotation, molecular function: protein kinase activity; peptide receptor activity; ATP binding. The transcript is spliced from 19 exons. Bases 1 to 2703 code for a protein of 900 amino acids. The record is from RefSeq and is a predicted model, not a curated record.
AUGGUCCCGCGUGGGAGUGGCGAAGAGAAUUUUGCCCAGAAUAUUGAUGAACAAAAGUAUGUUUAUUCAGCAAACUUGGUUGUGCUUUUCGAUGGUCUCUCUGUGUGUAUGAGAGGUGUGCACUAUUUUAUAGCGGCAUUCUAUGAGGCGGUUUUGUACCUCGGGGCUGCAUAUAGCAAAAGUAUCGAAGAAACCGGAAGUGCUGACGAUGGAUAUGCUAUCGCCAGAACGUUCUUCAACAAUACCUUUGAAGGCUUGAACCAGUCAGUUGCCGUGGAUGAGGAGGGGACAAGAAUUGCUGAUUUCCGCGUCCUUGACCUUCUGAAUGCUGACACCGAGCAAUGGCAGGUGGUAGGUGUUUUUUACGGAUCGAAGAGGGCAUACGAACCAAAAGCGGGUAUGACGGUCCGCUUCCCAAACGGCGUGCCAGUGGACAUACCCGCGUGCGGCUUCCAGGGGGAGCAUUGCAUCAAAAAGCCCCUCUCAGCGCAGACCAUUGUGGGGAUUAUUUCCGGCUGUCUCAUUGUUGUCCUCGUUCUCAUCAUUAUCACCCAGAUCAUAUACAGCCGACGUAAAGCCAACAAGGACAUGAGAUGGCGGGUAUCGUGGCGAGACGUCGACGUCCUGAAAACCAAAGGGAGCAUCAUCUCGGGAUUCAGCAAGUCCAGGAUCUCGUUAGAACAAGAGUCAACAGGCACACACGAGGAACCUCCCCCGGUGUAUGGAACCACGGGUCAUUACCGCGGAAAUAGUGUCUACAUAAGGCGCUUUAAUUUCUCCUCCAUUGAUCUAACUUCGAAAGUGUUCGCUGAAAUGAGAACGAUGUACAACCUUCGUCACAACAACAUCGAGACGUUCAUCGGCGCAUGCGUGGACCCGGAGAGCAUAGCUGUUCUGUCAGAGAUCUGUCCCCGGGGAAGUCUUAUGGAUAUAAUAGCCAACGACAGUAUCGAACUAGACUGGGCAUUUAGACACUCCCUCAUCAAUGAUAUCGUCCAGGGCAUGAAAUACCUCCACAACAGUGAGAUCUCGGUCCACGGCCAAUUGAGGAGCUCCAACUGUGUGGUUGACAGCAGGUUCCUCCUCAAGAUUAAAGGAUUUGGACCCAAAUGUUUCCAGGAACAGGAAUAUAAGACUCACAGACUUGGAUUCAUGAAUCCUUCCAAGAAACUAUGGACAGCCCCGGAGAUAUUGCGAGUCUCCGGAUGGCACCCGGGAACGAGGGAAGGUGACGUAUACAGUUUUGCUAUAAUACUACAGGAGCUCAUCUUGCGGGGAGCGCCCUUCGAGACCAGCGACCUUAGCAGUGCAGAUAUCCUUGAGAAGGUGGAGCAGUCGUGUGACCCUCCGUUCCGACCGAGCCUCUCCCAGAUCCCCGACUGCUCAACCGACCUGAUCGACGUGAUGGAGCAGUGCUGGGCCGAGGAAAAGUUUAAGAGACCCUCGUUUGACCAGGUCGACACGAGUCUCAAACGUAUCCUCAAAUCGAAAGGGAGUAACAUAAUGGACAACCUAAUGACCCGCAUGGAGCAGUAUGCAAACAACCUGGAGAGCUUGGUGGAAGAGAGGACAACCGCCUACCUCGAGGAGAAGAAGCGGGCGGAGGACCUGCUCUACAGGAUGCUACCAGAGUCCGUGGCAAGGCAGCUGCAACACGGCAACCAGGUGGAACCCGAGACGUUUGACUGUGUGACGAUCUACUUCAGUGACAUCGUGGGCUUCACCACCAUCGCGGGCAGGUCCAACCCCUUGCAGGUCGUCAACCUACUGAACGACCUCUACACCACGUUUGACGCCAUCAUCGAUAACCUCCGUGUAUACAAGGUGGAGACGAUUGGUGACGCCUACAUGGUAGCAUCAGGCCUGCCGAUACGUAUCGGGGACAGCCAUGUGGCCGAGAUCGCAAACAUGGCUCUGGCUAUCCGGACGUCUGUAGAAAUAUUCAAAAUUCGACAUUUACCCUCAGAGCCUUUACGAAUACGGAUUGGUAUACACUCAGGUCCAGUGGUAGCGGGAGUUGUGGGCCUGACGAUGCCGCGCUAUUGCCUGUUUGGGGACACCGUGAAUACUGCAUCCCGAAUGGAAUCCAACGGUGAAGCGAUGAAGAUUCAUAUAUCAGGUCCGUGCAUGAAACUGUUGGAAGCGUACGGAGACUAUGACAUAGAACUUCGAGGGAACACUGAAAUAAAGGGCAAAGGCGUCAUGCAAACGUUUUGGUUAAAUGGACAAAAGGGAAAUAACCAUACGCCGGCAAAGUCAAAAACCUGCCAGCCGAGUCCUAAAGCAUCCUUUAAAAACACUUCAAUCACCAAAACAUAUUCCUUGCAAGAAACCAGUAAAUCCCAAACACCAAAAAGCGUAAUCAACGGCAACGCCCCAGGUGGGGGAGGAGGAGGAGGGCAAAAGAAUUAUUCAAGUACAGGAACUGACACAAACUCUUUACAUCUGCCAACGGAAGAACAACUUGAAGAGCGACGCGGUUCUGGUAGCUUGUUUGGAGGUGAUGAGUUGGUAGAAGGACGUGCUUUCAAAACAGCCGCUAACGACAUGUAUCGGGUAGUUGUAGAAUCUCAGAGAGGAAGGAAAGCGUUUAUGGAUAUUGGAGGUCCGCGUGUGGCAACAUCUGAGUCUGUGAAACUGGAAGAAAAGAGUGGCAACGCUUUUGGUAACCUUCCAAAGGAAAAUUUACCAAACGUGGACUAA